AAAUCCAUAAGCAUCGUCGACGCCUGUAUCCAAUCUUUCUUCAGCCGGAGUGGGUGGCGGACGGAGGAGUAGAAUACGAGCCAUUGACGGCGGAGGAGGAAGAAGGAGAGCUUCGGCCACUGAGGUCAAAGAGAAAAGAGUAAAGAAGCAAAAAGACUGGGCUGAGGGGGAGUGGGGAAAUUUACUGAUUAUAAAAUUAGAUAAAGAAAACCCCUUCAAAGAAAAGACUUCCGUUUUGUUUUUCUCUCUGCUUCUUCUUCGUCUACUUAGUUUUUAUCGAAAAAAAAAAAACCCUAAGCUGCCAUACGCCGCCCAUUUUGCACCCAAUCUUGACGGUUUUCUUGAGUUUUGGAGGCUUAUCGGUGAAGGGUAUUCGAGGUUUGUUAGGAAAUUGGGUGAAAUCUGGAGCAACGGCGACUGGAAUGAGCUUGCUGAUUGUACCCAGUACCGGAAUAGUCCGAUCCAUUUCACUGCUGCUGGAAAUUUCUGUGCUUUGCUGCUAGAGCUGUGAGUCUCAAUCUGUUGGAAUCUUCCAGUGCUUGGGAAGCAGAGAGUGGCUGUAAAUUCUCGUCAGUAUCUAUACCAGACUGGAGCUUCUGUGCAGUGGCUGCUUUUGAAGUAUUUAUUUGAGGAACGUUUUCUGAUCUGUAUAAAACAUGAGGGAAACCCUUUGAACAACGGGAAACUGUUUCUUAGUUUCUAGCAUCAAUGGCUGAUCAUGCUUUAGUUGUACCCGAUACUUCUCAGGCUUUGGCAGAAACCACAGUAGUCGUUGAGCAGGCAGAAACUGCAUUAGCUGUUGGGCAACAGUUUCCUGAUGUUGAAACCUGCAGAAGAACUUUGAAAGACAUUGCUAUAGCAUUACAUUUUGAUCUUCGGAUAGUGAAAUCAGAUCGCAGCAGAUUUAUAGCCAAGUGCUCCAAAGAAGGCUGUCCAUGGCGUGUCCAUGUUGCAAAAUGUCCUGGAGGUCCAAUGUUUUCGAUUAGAACCUUGCAUGGGGAGCAUACUUGUGAAGGUGUUCGCAACCUCCAUCAUCAGCAAGCAUCUGUGGGGUGGGUUGCAAGAUCUGUAGAGGCACGUGUUCGGGAUAAUCCACAGUACAAACCAAAGGAAAUCCUGCAAGAUAUACGUGAUCAGCAUGGAGUUGCAGUUUCUUAUAUGCAAGCCUGGCGUGGAAAGGAGCGUAGCAUGGCUGCACUUCAUGGGACUUUUGAAGAAGGCUACCGCCUUCUUCCUGGAUAUUGUGAACAAAUAAGGAAAACUAACCCUGGAAGCAUUGCAUCAGUUUUUGCCACUGGACAAGAUAAUUGUUUCCAGCGCCUUUUUAUCUCUUACCGAGCAUCUAUCUAUGGCUUCAUAAAUGCGUGCAGGCCACUUUUGGAACUUGAUAGAGCACAUCUAAAAGGAAAAUACUUGGGUGCGUUACUUUGUGCUGCAGCCAUUGAUGCUGAUGAUGCCUUGUUUCCUUUGGCAAUUGCUAUUGUAGAUGCAGAAAGUGAUGAGAAUUGGAUGUGGUUCAUGUCAGAAUUAAGGAAGCUUCUUGGGGUGAAUACUGACAACAUGCCUAGACUCACAAUACUGUCUGAAAGACAAAGAGGCAUUGUAGAGGCAGUAGAAACACAUUUUCCAAGUGCUUUUCAUGGCUUUUGCCUGCGUCAUGUAAGUGAAAAUUUCCGUGAUACAUUUAAGAACACAAAGCUGGUUAAUAUAUUCUGGAAUGCUGUGUAUGCCCUCACUGCUGCUGAAUUUGAAUCCAAGAUUGCUGAGAUGGUUGAGAUCUCAGCUGAAGUCAUACAGUGGUUUCAACUCUAUCCUCCCCAGCUUUGGGCUGUGGCAUAUUUUGAGGGAGUGCGAUAUGGCCAUUUUACUCUCGGUGUCACAGAGUUGUUGUAUAAUUGGGCUCUUGAAUGUCAUGAGCUCCCAAUUGUGCAAAUGAUGGAACAUAUUCGCUAUCAAUUAGCAACUUGGUUUAAUGCUCGGCGUGAUAUGGGGAUGAGAUGGACCUCAAUUCUUGUACCAUCUGCUGAGAAGCGGAUUUCAGAGGCAAUUACUGAUGCUCGCUGCUAUCAAGUACUCCGUGCUAAUGAAGUCGAGUUUGAGAUUGUGUCAACCGAGCGGACAAAUAUUGUGGAUAUUCGAAGUCGUGUCUGCUCAUGCCGCCGGUGGCAGCUCUAUGGUUUACCCUGUGCACAUGCUGCGGCUGCACUAAUUUCUUGUGGGCAGAAUGCUCAGGUCUUUGCUGAACCAUGUUUCACCGUGGCAAACUACCGGGAGACUUAUUCACAGAUGAUAAAUCCUAUUCCAGAUAAGAGCCUGUGGAAAGAGCAAGGUGAAGGAACUGAAGGUGGAGGCGCCAAACUUGAGGUUAUUAUACGUGCUCCCAAAACUCGCCGGCCACCAGGUAGACCAAAAAAGAAGGUUCUUCGUGUAGAGAACUUGAAGCGCCCAAAGAGAGUUGUUCAGUGUGGUAGAUGUCAUUUGUUAGGACAUUCUCAAAAGAAAUGCACCAUGCCAAUGUGAACCUUGAAUUAGCUUCUUUUUCUCCCCUCCUUUUAACUUCAUAUUAUCUUGGUAUGCUGAAAUUGCAAUAGAAAUGGCGUGAAUGUAAUAUUGUUGUAUGUUUUGGUGAAUUAGAAAUAAGGAUCCGGUCCCUUUUUCUCUUAGUUUUUGGUUCUUGCAGCAUGUUUGUGUCUUGUAUCAUGUUUUUGCCUGAGAGAGCCAUGUAUAGAUAUGUCUAAUCAGCAGAACAGAUUGUGUUGGAAACGUGCAUCAACAGAAC
Rubroshorea leprosula is the source of this 2779-nucleotide messenger RNA. NCBI's taxonomy places the organism in Eukaryota, Viridiplantae, Streptophyta, Magnoliopsida, Malvales, Dipterocarpaceae. The record is from the annotation of a GenBank genome assembly.